AUGAUCAUGCCUGUUGAAAGUAAAGUGGUCUCGCUGCUGGCAAGAACAAGCUUGAUCCGCAGUGCUUGGGUUCAGUCAGAGAAUGAAGAAACUGAUGAAUCUACAAAGAAAUAUGAAAUCUCCAUCUCCGGAACCAACGUAGUGCUGAAAUGCCCUGAGGAAUCAUCUGAGCAUGGAGGAAUUAAGUGGCUAAAAAAUGACAAGCCCCUUGAUUCUAAUGAACAGCAGUUAAAACUGGAAAAUUUUUCCGAAAUGGAGAACAGUGGUUAUUAUUCCUGCUAUGUAAACCAAGAGAAGAAGCAUCACCUCUACCUGAAAGCGAGAGUGUGUGAGAACUGCAUGGAGGUGAAUCUGAAAGCCAUCGUUGGAAUUGUCAUAGCUGAUAUCUGCAUCACUCUGGGUUUGCUGCUCCUGGUUUAUUACUGGAGCAAGAACAGAAAGGCAAAGGCCAAACCUGUGAUGCGAGGAACAGCGGGUACCGGCAACAGGCCCAGGGGACCAAAAAAGGAGAGGCCACCACCUGUUCCCAACCCAGACUAUGAGCCCAUCCGGAAAGGUCAGCAGGACCUGUAUGCUGGCCUGAAUCAGAGAAAUGUCUGA
Molecule: messenger RNA, 600 nt
Organism: Chrysochloris asiatica (Cape golden mole)
Lineage: Eukaryota; Metazoa; Chordata; Mammalia; Afrosoricida; Chrysochloridae
Gene: CD3E
Product: CD3e molecule, epsilon (CD3-TCR complex)
Exons: 8
Coding region: 1-600 (199 amino acids)
Biological process (GO): cell surface receptor signaling pathway; positive thymic T cell selection
Cellular component (GO): alpha-beta T cell receptor complex; external side of plasma membrane; membrane
Molecular function (GO): transmembrane signaling receptor activity
Source: RefSeq, a predicted model, not a curated record